AUGACAACCAGCAUCAGGCAAUAUUCCUCGUCUACAUCCCUAAAGGGGUUAGGUGGAUUAGGUGGAUUAGGAGGUGGCUCCACACGGGUUUCCUCAGUGCAUCUUGGAGGUCCCUACAGAGCCCCAAGUAUCCAUGGGGGAUCUGGUGGCUUUUCUGUCUCCUCUUCUAAGUAUGUCUCUGGAGUAGGAAGUAGUCUGGGUGGUGGCUAUGGGGGAAACUACAGUAGUAGCUUUGGAGGUGGCUAUGGGGGUGGCCUUGGAGGUGGCUAUGGGGGUGGCCUUGGUGGUGGCCUUGGAGGUGGCUUUGGAGGUGGCUAUGGGGGUGGCUUUGGAGGUGGCUUUGGCGGUGGUGAUGGCAUUCUCCCUGCGGGUGAGAAGGAAACUAUGCAGAACCUGAACGACCGCCUGGCUAACUACCUGGACAAGGUGCGUGCUCUGGAGGAGGCCAAUUCCGAUCUGGAGAUUAAGAUCAAGGAGUGGUAUAAGAAGCAGGGACCCGGUCCUGACCGUGACUACAGCCCAUAUUACAGGACAAUUGAAGACCUGAGGAGCAAGAUCCUUGCUGCCACUGUCGACAAUGCCAGCCUCCUCUUGCAGAUCGACAACGCUAGGCUGACGGCCGAUGACUUCAGAACCAAGUUUGAGACGGAGCAGGCCCUGCGCAUGAGUGUUGAGGCUGACAUCAAUGGCCUGCGGAGAGUCCUGGACGAGCUGACCCUGGCCAGAGCUGACCUGGAGAUGCAGAUCGAAAACCUGAAGGAGGAGCUGGCUUAUCUCAAGAAGAAUCAUGAGGAGGAAAUGAAUAUACUACGGAGCCAGCUGGGUGGAGAGAUCACCGUGGAGAUGGACGCCGCUCCUGGGGUUGACCUGACCAAGAUCCUGGCUGACAUGAGAGAGCAAUAUGAGAGCUUGGCAGAGAAGAACCGUAAAGAGGCCGAGCAGUGGUUCUUCACCAAGACAGAAGAGCUGAACCGAGAAGUAGCCAUGAACACGGAACAGUUGCAGAGCGGCAAGUCGGAGAUCACGGAACUAAGACGCACCGUCCAGGGCCUGGAGAUAGAGCUGCAGUCCCAGCUCAGCAUGAAAGCCGCUCUGGAAGGCUCCUUGGCGGAGACAGAAGCCCGCUAUGGCGCCCAGUUGGCACAGCUCCAGGGCCUGAUCACUAGCGUGGAGGAGCAGCUGGCCGAGCUCCGAUGCGACAUGGAGCGCCAGAACCACGAGUACAAGAUUCUCGUGGACGUCAAGACGCGCCUGGAGCAAGAGAUUGCCACGUACCGCCGCCUGCUGGAGGGCGAGGAUACCCACAUUGCCUCCCAGUACGCUUCAGCAAAAGAAGUUUCUUCUAUCUCCUUCUCCCUUGUAGUGUCCAUGACCACCCGACAAGUCCGUACAAUCGUUGAGGAAGUCCAAGAUGGAAAGGUGAUUUCUUCCCGCGAGCAGGUCCAUCAUUCCCCCCGCUAA
Emys orbicularis (European pond turtle) is the source of this 1461-nucleotide messenger RNA. Its product is annotated as keratin, type I cytoskeletal 14-like. Gene Ontology annotation, cellular component: cytoskeleton. NCBI's taxonomy places the organism in Eukaryota, Metazoa, Chordata, Testudines, Emydidae. The coding region runs from base 1 to 1461 and encodes 486 amino acids. The transcript is spliced from 8 exons. Gene Ontology annotation, molecular function: structural molecule activity. The record is from RefSeq and is a predicted model, not a curated record. Gene Ontology annotation, biological process: epithelial cell differentiation; intermediate filament organization.